UCGUAUUUUACACCAAAAAACAUAUCCUCCAGGGGCAGAAAAACCUAGAAAACACAUACAUCACAGGCUUGCUUGUAAAGCAGAUGAAACACUAUCCAAAUUAAUUUCGAAGAGAACAGCAAGAGCUAGAAAGAACUCCAGGGUUGGAUUAGUUUUCGAUGGCUUCUUCAAUUUCUGCAACUGGGCUUAAGGGAGGUUUUGGGACUGCGUUUAUGGGAAGUUGGGGCACUUCAGUUGUUGGCGAAGACUAUGCCAUGUUGGUUAAGCCAGUGCCAAGCCAUGUUAGAGUUGCGAAGCCAGUGAAAUCGCCUCCCAUGAUGAAGAAUGUCAAUGAAGGAAAGGGUCUUUUUGCUCCUGUUGUUGUUAUCACACGUCAAAUAAUUGGCAAGAAAAGGUUCAAUCAGCUUAGAGGCAAAGCAAUUGCCUUACACUCACAGGUGAUUACUGAGUUCUGCAAAUCGAUAGGAGCAGAUGCAAAACAAAGGCAGGGACUUAUUAGGUUGGCCAAGAAGAAUGGAGAGAGACUCGGGUUCCUUGCUUGAUAAAAGAAGAGGAUUUCUCCUCUGGUCAUCUUCAUGUAACAAGCAUUUUCUAGUCCAUAGUUCAUUUGAGGGCUUUCAGAUGUAAAUACCUCUCUUCAUCUGGGGCCCUUGGAAUCAUCAUGUUAACGACAUUGUAUGGCUACUUCACUCUUCAUUUUACCUGUAGUACUUUGUCUUGAGAUUAUUAAAGUAAAGCGUCUUUAAAGAUUCGU
Messenger RNA from Populus euphratica (Euphrates poplar), 754 nucleotides. RefSeq names its product proton gradient regulation 5 (gene PGR5). Gene Ontology annotation, molecular function: electron transfer activity. NCBI's taxonomy places the organism in Eukaryota, Viridiplantae, Streptophyta, Magnoliopsida, Malpighiales, Salicaceae. Gene Ontology annotation, biological process: photosynthetic electron transport in photosystem I; response to high light intensity. The record is from RefSeq and is a predicted model, not a curated record. The coding region runs from base 159 to 542 and encodes 127 amino acids. Gene Ontology annotation, cellular component: chloroplast. The transcript is spliced from 2 exons.